Messenger RNA from Fragaria vesca subsp. vesca, 339 nucleotides. Its product is annotated as HMG-Y-related protein A-like. Gene Ontology annotation, molecular function: DNA binding. The record is from RefSeq and is a predicted model, not a curated record. The coding region runs from base 1 to 339 and encodes 112 amino acids. The transcript has a single exon. Lineage: Eukaryota; Viridiplantae; Streptophyta; Magnoliopsida; Rosales; Rosaceae.
AUGAAGCCUGACCCCAACGCGCCGCCUAAGCACGGCCGUGGCCGUCCUCCCAAGCCGAAGGUCCCGAGGGCUGAAGGAGCUGCUGCCAUGGUUUCCUCGCCUCUGAGGCCACAUGGCAGGCCUCCCAAGGCUAAGGAUCUGUUUUUCCCGACUCCGAUUGUCCAGAGCUCGACCUCGGGAGGAGGGUCAGGCAGGCCACGUGGCCGUCCUUUGAAGAAGGCCAAGACUGCUCCGGCUAACGCUCCUGCUGCUCUGACGAGUGGUGGUGGUAGUGGUGCUCCUAGAGGGAGAGGCAGGCCACCGAAAGUGAAGCCCUCCGUGGCUCCGGUGGGUUGCUGA